AGAACCUCACAACGAGCUGACGAGGCAUCUGGUCCCUUCAUCUACUGCACCGUCUUGAUCAUCGCUGCUCGGCAGCGGGCGAUCAUUCGAUAUGGCGACCGCUCUGGCCCACUUGUCUUCGCAAAGCGCCGAGCUGCCGGGGUUCCUUAAGCUGCGUAGUACUCCCGCGGCUCACCAGACUGCUGCCGGCAAGUCAAUCGAGACAUCAUCGGAUGCACAGUCUGCUAAGAAAGAAGAUGCUAUCUCGCUUCCCACUACCAAGUCUGCGGCUUCCCCCUCAUCCCCUGCUCUCCUGGUUCCACCAUUGAACUUUCAAAAUGUCACCUUCGGCAUUUCCCGCUCCGGGCAUCCAAAUGAACGCAAUUACGAGUUCCUGCGUCGGCUCAGGCUCAAGACGAUCAUGUACGUCGCUACAGACGACUAUCGGUCAAAGAUCUCAAGCUUUGCUGCAGAAGAGGGUAUCAAGGUGCUGCACUUCCGGAUCAGCGUAAACAAGGAACCGUUUGGCGAGAUGGAGUCAGACAUCGUUGCCGAAGCAUUGUCUCAGGCAUUAGACAAGCGCAAUUACCCCUUGCUGAUUCACUGCAACAAGGGCAAAGCCAGGGUAGGCGUCAUCACUGGUCUCAUCCGCCGGUUGCAGGGCUGGAGUCAUACCAGCAUCUUCGAAGAGUAUGCAAGGUUCGCAGGCACAAAGGCUGUAGAUGAGGAGUUCAUCGAAGUCUUCGACCUGUCGUCGGUACGCAUUGACCCAGAACACAAGCCUGAUUGGCUAUGAGAAGGACCCCUUUCUUUGUGUCACUGUUCUUGCCUUUUUGUAAAAUACAUGUACAUUUUGCGACUGCGACACAGC
This is a messenger RNA of Microstroma glucosiphilum, 850 nucleotides long. RefSeq lists its product as hypothetical. The record is from RefSeq and is a predicted model, not a curated record. The transcript has 3 exons. Gene Ontology annotation, molecular function: inositol diphosphate tetrakisphosphate diphosphatase activity; phosphatase activity. The coding region runs from base 92 to 775 and encodes 227 amino acids. Gene Ontology annotation, cellular component: cytoplasm. NCBI's taxonomy places the organism in Eukaryota, Fungi, Basidiomycota, Exobasidiomycetes, Microstromatales, Microstromataceae.